This is a messenger RNA of Daktulosphaira vitifoliae (grape phylloxera), 3366 nucleotides long. RefSeq lists its product as uncharacterized. The record is from RefSeq and is a predicted model, not a curated record. NCBI's taxonomy places the organism in Eukaryota, Metazoa, Arthropoda, Insecta, Hemiptera, Phylloxeridae. The transcript is spliced from 8 exons. The coding region runs from base 71 to 3136 and encodes 1021 amino acids. Gene Ontology annotation, molecular function: iron ion binding; heme binding; monooxygenase activity.
AAUUUAUUAAUUGGUCGUUAGGCUCGUGAUAUGGAUCAUUAGUCUAUCAAGUCUCAAUGAAUAAACAAUCAUGAUUUUGAAUUAUUCUUCUGUGUGGUUACUUUAUACAAAUACAAUAAUGUUAUUUUUAGUUAUUUUAUUUUAUUAUUUUUGUAAUUCAACUUUUAAUUACUGGAGAAAAAGAAAUGUGCCAUUUGCUAAACCAGUGACUCUUUUUGGAAGUUAUUUUGAUUUGAUGCGUGGACGUGAAAACACUACAAACUUAUUUUUAAGAUUGUAUGAGGAAUGUAUUGGACAAAAAUACUAUGGGAUGUUUCAAAUGAGAACACCGACAUUGUUAGUGCGCAGUCCAGAACUUAUUACGCGAGUUCUUAUCAAUGAUUUUCAACAUUUCACUGAUCGUGGAUUUUCAGUUGACAUAAAUGCCACUCCUCUAGCUAAUAACCUAUUUUCCAUGAAAGGUAAGCAAUGGAAAGUUAUGAGACACAAAAUAACCCCAAUAUUCACGUCUUCCAAACUUCAAGCAAUGCAAGAACAAAUUAAAGAAUGCAGCAAUGUGCUGAUGGAAAAGUUGGCCUCGCAUCUAAAUAAUUCGGAGACCCUCGAUAUUUGGAAUAUAAUGGGAAAUUACUCUACAGAUGUUAUUGGCACUACCAUUUUUGGAAUUAAUUUAAAUGUUUUAAACGACGAAGAAUCAUAUUUUCGAAAGUUUGGUAAAGCUGUCUUUGCACCAUCACUAAGAAUAUCUAUAAAAGACAUGUGUACAUUUAUUUCGCCAACUUUAAGAAAAAUGUUGUGUAUAUCUGAUUGGCCGGUAGAAGCUAUGAAAUUUUUUCAGUGUGCAUUUUAUGAAAUUUUAGAUUAUAGAGAAAAAAAUAAUAUUGUUAGAAACGAUCUCAUAGGACUUUUAUUAAAUGCAAGAAAAGAUUUGAUUGUCAACAAAUUAGAACCUACAGUUAACUUUAAAGAAACAGACAUAAUAGCUCAAGCAUUUAUUAUGUUCGUUGCUGGAUUUGAGACAGUUUCCAAUACAAUGUGUUUCUGCUUAUAUGAACUUGCUCUAAAUAAAGACAUUCAAGAUCGUUUACGUGAAAAUAUUUCAAAUGCAAAACUUAUGAAUAGCACAAAAGACAAAAAGGAGUUCUUACAUUCUCUUAAAUACUUAGAUAUGGUUUUAUCAGAAACACUUCGUAAAUAUCCACCAUUACCUAUAAUUAUCCGAGAAGUUUCUGUACCCUAUCAACUGCCUAAUGAAAAUUUGGUAUUGCCUAAGGGCAUGAAAAUUAUAGUACCAGCCUACAGUAUACAUAUGGAUCCAGUGUAUUAUCCUAACCCUAUGAAAUUCGAUCCAGAACGUUUUAGUCCCGAAGAAAAUAAUAAGAGACAAAGUGGCAUAUAUUUACCGUUUGGUGAAGGACAACGAGUUUGUUUAGGUAAACGUUUCGCUGAAUUAGAAAUGAAACUUGCUCUUUCUGAGUUGUUAAGUAAAUAUGAAGUAUUACCAUGUGAAAAAACAUUAAUUCCGAUGACUUUUCAAAAACGAACUAUAAAUAUAGUUGCAAAAAACAACACUCUAUGGUUAAAAUUCAAGCCUAUAUGUACAUAUACAAUGUUCUCUUAUUUUAUUUCUGUUACUUAUUCUUUUUACAUUACAGUUACCCUACUUUUGAUUACAUUCUCUGCAUUUUAUUAUUAUUGUACUCGACAUUUUGAAUACUGGCAAAAAUUAAAUGUACCAUUCAUACAGCCAAUUCCGAUUUUUGGAAAUUUGUUUAAAAUGGUCAUUGGAUCCUGUCAUUAUAAAGAUAUACUUGACGAAAUUUAUAGAUAUCGUGCUGAAGAGAAAUAUGUUGGGCUUUAUCAAAUGAUGGCGCCUACGCUAAUGGUACGUGACCCAGAGCUCAUUAAUAAUAUUCUUAUUAAAGAUUUUUCUCAUUUUACUGAUCGUGGUAUACCCGCCGACAUUGAAAACGCCCCUCUCCUUAACCAUUUAUUUUCAAUGGAAGGUGAACAGUGGAAAAUAAUGAGACGUAAUAUGAGUCCAGCUUUUACGUCACGAAUGUUGAGAAACAUGUAUGAUCAAAUUAAUGAAUGCAGCGAUGAAUUAAUUGCGCAUAUCAAUAUGAAGUUAAAUAAAAUCGAUACCAUUGAAAUAAAAAGAUUUAUUGGAAACUAUUCGACCGAUGUCAUUGGAACUUGUGUUUUUGGCUUAAAACUUAAUUCUAUAGCAAAUGAAAAUACUCCAUAUCGAAAUGCUAUUAAAGAAAUAUUUAACCCUUCCACGAAAACAAUAAUAAUUCAAUUACUUACAUUUUUAAGUCCAACAAUAAAAAAACUGCUCAAGCUUAAAGAUAUACCAACACAUAUCACAGAUUUUUUCGAAACAUCUUUUCGUGAUACGAUGAAGUAUAGAAAAGAAAAUAAUAUUUUGAGGAAUGAUCUUGUACAAUGCCUAAUUGAUGCUAAUACAAAUUUAGUAAUAAAUAAAAUUGAGCCAACAGUGUCUUUCAAAGAAACAGACAUAAUCGCUAAUGCAUUUUUGAUGUUGAUUGUUGGAUCUGAGACAGUAGCAACUUCAUUGAGCUUUUGUUUGUAUGAACUAGCUCUUAACAAAUCUAUUCAAAACCAAGUUCGUGAAGAAAUAGUUAAAAGCGAACAAAAAAAUAUAAAUGGUAGUACGUUUUUAAUGGACCUUCAUUAUACAGAAAUGGUGAUAGCAGAAACCUUACGAAAAUAUCCAGUUAGUCCAAUUGCAAUGAGAAUAACAACAGCUACAUAUCAGAUUCCUGAUGAUAAAUUAAUUCUUUAUAAAGGUACAAGAAUAUUGAUACCAAUACAUAGCUUACAUUACGAUCCUAAAUAUUUUCCGGAACCAGAAAAAUUUGAACCUUUACGGUUUACGCACGAAGAAAAAAUUAAGCGGCCUCAUUGCUCUUAUAUUCCAUUUGGAGAAGGUCCUCGUUUAUGCAUAGGUAAACGAUUUGCAGAAUUGGAAAUGAAGAUGGCACUUGUUAAACUGUUAACAAAAUACGAAGUAGAACCUUGUGAGAAAACCGAAGUGCCUCUUAUAUUUGAUAAAAGAUCCAUAAUGUAUAGUCCCAUAAAUGGAAUAUGGUUGAAAUUAAAAUUACUUUGAAAAAAAUAGAUGCCUAUAUUGGUUCUACAUAUAAUAAAAAAUAGGCGCUUCAGAAAAUAUGUAAAUAAUAUAAUAACAAGUUUUGAAUUUUACAAUUUAUAAGCGGAAGUAUUUUAAUUAAUAAUUUAUUGUAUAAAAUUAUAAUAAAUAUGAUUCCUUAAUUAACUUAUUUUUGUGUUCAAAAAUAAUGAUUAUUUAUUGGCUACUUUAUAAGAAAAAUAAAAUUUAUU